CACUGUCGUCAUGCGACAUCCAUCAAUGGAAUUUGGGUCAACGGGUCUUUCGCAAGGCUUUCCAAACCCUCUCCGAUGACAACCUGUUCUCACUGUGUUUAACAUGGAUGUACACCAUGGGCAGACGUACUAAGAUGUUGGGUGGAGUGUUUAGCAGGCAGUGUCUCUCAGUGUUGCUGGUCCUGGUGCUGUGGGGGUUUCACGACGCCGGGGCUUGUAAUGAGACUCUUCAGGCAGAGAUGUACGAGAAGUAUCUUGAAUCUGCUGGAUAUCCAACUGGUUAUGGAAGCAAUACGAAUUGUUGGUGGACGAUAGCGACAGCCAGGUCAGGAGAACGCGUCGUUGUAUCUAUCGUGGAUGCUGACAUUGAAGUGGGGUCAUCCAACUGCAAUGCUGACAGUUUGACAAUUUAUGACGGCAGCAGUGGUUCCAGUGCUGUUCUUACAACCUUCUGCGGUACCGGAAAUGAACAGUUUAUAAGCAAUGGAACAUCUUUGUAUGUGGAAUUCAAGACAAACAACCUUAUCAACAAGAAAGGAUUUAGACUCAGAUAUUACAGUGCAAAAAUUGUAACUGAAUGUGGGGGCACACUCACGGCUACGCCGACCGAGGCGUCGCUGCGGUCCCCCUCGUCUACGGGUGCUAUGAACUAUCUUAUGUGUGACUGGGUUAUCUCUGCCGAAAACAGUGAUGUCGCAAUCGUCAUGGAGAUGGACUUGUUUUCCCUUCUUGAAAGCAAGGGUUGCUGGGCAGACAGACUGUCCUUCUAUAACGGACAGACUGCUACCGAAUCGGAGCUGUUAGCUCACGCGUGCGGCUCCAGCUCGACGGUUUUCCAGAGUUCGGGAAACAAGGCGCUUAUGAGUGCACGAGCGCACUUGAGAGCUUUUACAGCUGACAUCUUUAAUAUUCGUUACAGAACUGUUAACAAUCGUAUGUGCGACUCGACGGUGAAACAAAGAGAUGACUAUGCAACGUACAUCCUGUCUCCUGGCUACCCCAGCAACUACUACAGUAACUUGAAUUGUGCCUGGGUCCUGGAAACAGAUGCGCCGCGCCAUAUUGCCAUGAAUAUAAUUUAUAACGCCUUCGACGAAAACACUGACUGUGCGAACGAUUUUGUCCAACUGUACGACACUGAUAAUGCCAAUGAACCGUUAGGACCAUUAUGUGGCGUCAAUAAUAGCACCUUGAUAACGCGUGGCUCCGCCAUGAAAGUUGUCUUCAAAACAAAUGCUGUUGGUUCUGGGUCUGGGUUUCGACUGAAGUACAUGAUCGUAGACCAUGACGAUUCCUACUUCACUACACAGGCUCCAACGGCUACUGCACUUACAGCAACGUCGACUCGGAAGUACCUCACGUCUCCCGGCUACCCUACCCAGUAUUACAAUAACAAAUAUUAUAUAUGGACUAUUACUGCUGAAUCAGCGACAUCACUAGUCCGAAUUGAGGUCUUAACUUCCGACAUGGAAAUGACUGGAGAUGGACCCUGUGUUAAAGAUUAUAUCAGCGUGUAUGAUGGGCCAACGGCCAGCAGUCCAUUGCUGAAGUACAUUUGCGACUCGAUGACUCCCACACUACAGAGUACGGGGUCGUCUCUAACAGUCACAUUUCAAACGGACGACAGGAGCGUUGAUAAAGGUUUUCGGCUGGCCUUCUACCAAGUGGCAGGAAACGCUGUCAUCACAAUGCGCCCACCUACAGUAACAUCACUAACAGCAGACAGCAACCGCAAGAACUUAACAUCACCUGGAUUCCCAGACUCAUACACUAAUGACGAAACAAACAUCUGGAUCAUCACAGCUACCAACACCACUCGGUUAGUCCGAAUUAAAACUUUGCAGUUCCGUAUGCAGACCAGCCUCGGUUGUGCCAAAGACUACCUUGCUUUCUAUGAUGGUAGUACUGUGAAUGACCCUUUACUGAAGACUAAAUGUACCGGGGCAGGAGAAACGAUUGACAGUACAGGUCCUUCCAUAACACUCAAGUUCUCUUCUGACAGCAGAUAUGUCGAUGAAGGAUUCCAGCUGGAAUACUUCUCAUUAACAGAACUUGAACUCAACGCUUGCAAUGGAACUGUCACCGCGUCCUCCCGUCAUAAAUACCUGACAACGCCAGGCUACCCGGGACUCUACUCCAAUAACUUAGACUGUUCGUGGACAAUACGAGGUGUAUAUGGAACACGGAUAACAGUAACUGUGGAGGAUGCGGACAUUGAAAGCUCGCCACGCUGCAAAAACGACUACGCACAGGUCAUUGACGUUGCAGACGGUUCUAAAGAACUUGGGCGUUUCUGUGGCACCGAUAAGAACACUUAUGUCAGUUCUGGUCUAGAGGUCGAGAUCGCUAUCCACAGUGAUGGUAACACUAGAGGGCGUGGCUUCAAGAUCAUGUACACUGUAGGAGAUAGUAGUUCCCGCACAACUUCAGCUACAAGAACAACUACAGAGUCUACCAAUGGAGCUACAAGUCAGCUGUUGAACGGAUUAUUGAUUGCCGUUAUUGCUCUUAUUCUCUAGCCGCCUGAAGUAUUUUGCUGCCAUAAGUUUGGACGGUGGGACGUAUGGUAAUUGAAUGGGAAAUCCAUGCACUGUCAAGUAGUUGAAGGUUUCUGAUAUAACAAACAAUGUAUACAUGCAGUUUAUUUGCGAAAAAUGCCAUUUAUAUUAUUACAGACACUUACAAUUCCAACAUUUAUAUGACACAUUUCACAAUAAUGAGAGCGUGACAUUUGUUGCCGUACAAUGUCUUGCAAGGACAUGUAAGUACGCUUCAGUGACUACUAGUAUAUAUUUUUCUAACGCAAGGUUGACAAUGUAAUGAUUUUGAUAUGUAUUAUUGUGACGUUUUUUGUUUAAAAGUGUAACGUAGCCUUAUUUGUUGGACAUUACUUUUAACAGUUUGAAUGUAUUGCAUAUUGUUGAUAUUUAACAACUUUUAAAUUUUGUCACAGAGAUGAUUCUAGCACUGGCAUGAAGGUGUUUCUGUUAUAUUUUGUUUGACUUUUCAAGGCAGCAUACGGAACUCACAAUAAUUCCCCGAAUAAGCGUCGUGCUUGUUAUUAUUUUGGAAGAUCCUUUGACCCGGCGCUUAUUGAGGCGUAUCAACAUUCGUUUUCAAUAUUGUAUCAAAUGACACCAUGUCUCUUCGUUGCGUUGGUUAACUACGAUUAAUAUAAGAUGAACGGUGCCUUUAUAAAAAGCAUGACUCGCUUCAGGAGCAUAAUGAAAAAUUUUAUAUACACACCAGUCAAGUGUUAAAAGUGCCUUUUGCUAUUCAGAAUUAUUAUUUUAUUUGUUUUAAGUUUUGGAAGUUUUUAUCGUUUCCAAGGCAACGCGGCGGAUUUAUGUGAAACAUAAGAGUGAUGUUCAGGUGCCGUUUGCUUUUCGAUCCAUUUUUAACUAAUAUAUUUUGCACUUCGAAGGCAAAUUAAUUGUACUUUGUUCAAAUGUUCAAAUGUAGGUAGGAUUCGUUUCCAGAAAAUAGUCUUUUUUAUUGAUAAGACUUUGUAUAUACAUCAGGCAACUGCUGAACUGGUGACUUUUGCAAUGUAGGAAUUAAUAUUUUUAAUGUUUGCGCUUCCCUGACAAACAUUCAACUGAGGUGGGCUGUGUAUCCAAAGCCAAGCAUAUACACAUUUAAUUAUUUCUCUUACAAAGAUCAGAUCAAUUAUAUUCUACUUUCACAUUGAGAAAACUAGGCUGAAGUUUUAACAUGAGUAUCGCAGAAAUACCAAACUGUUGUGCAUUUUGUGUACACAUCAAAUUAUUAGAUACCUUGUACACUGUUUGGGUAAUUUAACUAAUGCAGGUUCAGGUUCAACAGAUUUAAACGGUCUCUGAUAUGAAGAUGCAGUGUUAUUAACCUCCUAAAGAUUUUAGUGUAGUUCAAAAUGAAGGACCUGUUUCUAUAGUUUCCCUGUGUUCCAAACAAUUUCAACUUAAUAGUUAUUCGGAUGUCUAGAUGCGACUAGACUUUCAUGCUCUGCAUCACUAAUUCAUAUUGUGUGAUGUAACAAAUACUUCUUGUUGACUGCUCCAUGUGAUGUGAUGUGAAGGGGCAGACCGUGCAAUAUUCGGACAACAUUUAGUUUUGUCUGAGACAGAAUGUGUCACUUCUCUGAAAGGAGAAACCAAACUAUUUCAUGUUUUCAAAGACAUCUAGCAUAUCCAGUGAAAACGUUUAUAGGACGUACAACCUAAGGUCAACAUAUGUUCUUCAAAAACAUCAAAAUAUACUACUUAAAAGAAGUUAAGCAUCACCCGAUUCUUUCAUAUUGGUAAUGUUAAUCUGUCAUGACAUGAGAGAUUAACUUUUGUUAUAUGAAAGAAUCAGGUGAUCCUUAACUUCUUUUGAGUAGUCUAUAUUUUUAUUUCAUUUUAUUUGUGUAAGAUAUAUAUAUAUGGAUAUGUAACUUUGUAUGACAUACAAUAAUUAUUUAUAAAUACCUAAGUCAAAGACUUUAAAAUCAGAAAACUACAAGAAGCCAUCAACAAUAAAAGACUCCAACCACCAAUCAACCGUGAUCAAGGCUAUUACAUUCCCCCUGCGUACCAUCAACUCAUCAAAGUCCCCAAGGGGCGGUCGGGUAGCCUAGUGGUUAAAGCGUUCGCUCGUCACCCGGGUUCGAUUCCCGAUAUGGGUACAAUGUGUGAAGCCCAUUUCUGGUGUCUCCCGCAGGAUAUUGCUGGAAUAUUGUUAAAAGCGGCGUAAAACAAUACAUCACUCUGGGGGAGACGGGUAAUUAGUGAGUGAUCAACCAAGCGAUUACUUACCGUAAUUAAAUCCUCUAAAAGCGUAGGCCAAAUGGGAAGUAGGCCAUUUGGGAGGACACCGUAUAAACACUGCCCCAUACCUGUAUAUAAGCUUGUCAACCACACUCUGUACAUCACUUGCUUGAUAACAGCGUUAGAACCUACAUCGUAACGUCGCUCCUAUUUGUAAUAAAGAAGUUGUCCGUC
This is a messenger RNA of Haliotis rufescens (red abalone), 4961 nucleotides long. Its product is annotated as cubilin-like. Lineage: Eukaryota; Metazoa; Mollusca; Gastropoda; Lepetellida; Haliotidae. The transcript has 20 exons. The record is from RefSeq and is a predicted model, not a curated record. Bases 108 to 2519 code for a protein of 803 amino acids.